UUUGCCACGGAGGAAUGUGACGUUCGUGUAACUCUGGAAGAAAGGAGUAAAGCGAAAGAGAGAAACAAGCUGAAACAUAGACGCACUGGUGUGGUGGGGAACGAAAAGCCCAAUCUCGACAGAAGAUCAGCGCAGCUCGACCAGCCCGUCUCAAGAUGAACGUGUUUGACCGCAACAUCAACUUUGACGCUCUGUUCAAAUUCUCACAAAUUUCCAGCUCCACUCAGCAGCACCUGAAGAAUGUGUAUUCCAGUCUUUCCCUGUGCAUGCUGGUGGCGGCCGCUGGCUCCUACGUCCAUGUGGUCACAAGGCUCUUCCAGGGCGGGAUCCUGAGCCUCCUGGGCUCCCUGGGAAUGAUGGCCUGGCUCGCCAUGACGCCCCACAACCAGGAGACGGAGAAGCAGCGGCUCGGAAUGCUGGCCGGUUUCGCCUUCUUCACAGGUGUGGGGCUGGGGCCUACCAUGGACUACGUCAUUGCCAUUAACCCAGGCAUCAUUGUGACAGCUUUCCUGGCCACCUCCGUCGUCUUUGUGUGCUUCACUCUCAGCGCCUUGUACGCCCGGCGCAGGGCUUACCUCUUCCUGGGAGGGACCCUGAUGUCUGCUCUCUCCAUCCUGCUUCUGGUGUCCCUCGUCAACCUGUUCUUGGGGUCGGCGAUACUCUUUAAGGCUCACCUGUACCUGGGACUGGCCGUGAUGUGCGGCUUCGUGCUCUUCGACACGCAGCUCAUCAUCGAGAAGGCGGAGCUCGGCGACAAGGACUACAUCUGGCACUGUGUUGACCUCUUCCUGGACUUUGUGACCAUCUUCAGGAAGAUCAUGGUCAUCCUGGCCAUGAACGAGAAGCAGGACAAGAAGAAGGAGAAGAAGUAGAAGCUCAGACCAGCGUCAGAUGAGGACCGGUCUGAGACUCUGAGUUCUGAAGCGUUUCUGGUGUUUUCGUCCAUUGCCCUUUUUUGAUUAUAAUUAUUAAUCAUGAUUUUUAUUGUUUUCUUACAUGUAGCUUCUUCCUUAUUUAAGACAAAAAGUAGGGUUUUUCUGUGAGCUUGCAGAAAGGAUUUUUUAAAAUAUUUUUAUUUUUAUUUUUAAGGUACUGCAAUGAUAAAACCUGUCCAGAUGGGGGAGCUGUUAGCAUUCAGUUCUGUUCCUUGGAUCAACACUUUGUUUCAGUUACAUCCGCAAUCACAGUCUCAGCGUACAUCAUAUCCUUCUCUUAUUUGGAUGGUUCAUUACAUUAUAAUUUUUUUGAUACCAUGGCAGGUUUUCUGAGCAGUCUUAAAUUCAUCCCCCCUUCCCCCAACCCUACCCCACCACCACCCAACUUCUGGGACGUCAGCAUCAACAUUUAUCAGGCAGUACUAUGAGUGCCCACUUUCAAACUCAGCCAGGAUCCAUUGACUGUUUGAACAUUAGCCAAAAAAAGCCAAAAAAGUCUUUAAAAAUUUGUGGUGCGCGUGUUUGGAUUGUAGCCAAAGAUUCUUAGCUAUAGUAUUUAGGGAGGAGCAAUCAGCUAAUCUUAGGCGCUGAGUUGUAAUAUAGACGUUAAAUUUCCACGUCUCAGUUCGUUUUUCCAUCUGACUAAAUGAGUCCUUCGCCAAAAACUCCUGUCCACUAAAACAAAAGAGUAGCAGUCUUGCUGCUCUUUUGUUUUAUUUUUAUUUUUGAAAAAGGAAAAACCUGGGCUCAAACUUGACUCGUUUUUUUUCCCUGUGUGACUCUGAUCCGGCCUGAGCGCAGCGGUGUUGAGCUGCUUAUUGACACGCUGUGCUUUCCACAGCCCGCGGUUCCCACCUCCGACCUCUCCCUCCCCAGCUCCGCACCGUUUCGCGAGCCGCAUCACAGCCCGUGGCCUAGCGCCCCAGCCAAUAGGACCUUAAGCUCCUCCCCUUAGGGGAGUGACCCUUCCCCCCCCCGGUUUAUCUUCGAUACCAGGUCCCAGGUACAGCCCUUUUAACCCCCGUGAGCGGUACAGAAUCUUCCCCUGUUAAGCACCUGUUAUUUCUGACUCUUAAUUUAUGCAGAUUUCUUCGCUGUGUGUGAACAUUGGUGGUGUUGUAAGGUGUCCUGUGGAAACGGUGGAUGUUUAUUGGUGAAUCUGUCAGGAGAGAUGUGAUGCGUUCUCCCCCUUAACCCGGCCCGCCCCUCUCCUUUUUUUGUACCUGUAACGUUCGCUAGCAUCACGCGCUGAUUUGGCCUCACGCGCGGAUUACAGCGGAUCGGAGCUGAGCGGGUUUUCGUUUGUGCGGGUCGGGUGUCAGGGCGCGAGGGGGGCGGGCGGCCGUGGCGCCGACGUGCCCCCUCCCCCACUUUCCUCCACCUCACUUUUAUAAUGAUCAGCAGUUUUCAUUGUUCAGUGCUGAUAAUAGUUUGAAAUAAAAUGUUACAUUUCUAAACAAAUUAUGACCCACUCCCCCCCCCAUUCCCCCAAGUGACUCUGGUGGCCAUGACUGCAGCUUAUUUAAAUCUAAAUGCUACGCUAAUAGGUUUUCUCUCCCUCCAUACGAUCCAGCUUUUUUUUUGUCAGUUAAUAACUUUCAGUAAUAAUAGUGAAAUGCUGCACCAGGCAUGUGCCGUGGUCUCCCACCCGUAAGGCACUGGCAGUUUGCUUUUAAACUGUCGGGAGACCCCUGGCUCCUGCUGCCCAAACUGUCCUCCUUUCACUUUAUAUGGGGGCGGGAGUAUUUUAUUCCUUCAAAGUGCCAACUCCAUUAUCAUUAUGAGUAUCUAUGAGAAUCUGUUUGA
Molecule: messenger RNA, 2741 nt
Organism: Anguilla anguilla (European eel)
Lineage: Eukaryota; Metazoa; Chordata; Actinopteri; Anguilliformes; Anguillidae
Product: probable Bax inhibitor 1
Exons: 10
Coding region: 156-872 (238 amino acids)
Biological process (GO): negative regulation of apoptotic signaling pathway; negative regulation of RNA splicing; negative regulation of endoribonuclease activity
Cellular component (GO): mitochondrial membrane
Molecular function (GO): enzyme binding
Source: RefSeq, a predicted model, not a curated record